Eutrema salsugineum is the source of this 574-nucleotide messenger RNA. RefSeq names its product protein NUCLEAR FUSION DEFECTIVE 6, chloroplastic/mitochondrial. The record is from RefSeq and is a predicted model, not a curated record. The coding region runs from base 38 to 355 and encodes 105 amino acids. The transcript is spliced from 3 exons. NCBI's taxonomy places the organism in Eukaryota, Viridiplantae, Streptophyta, Magnoliopsida, Brassicales, Brassicaceae. Gene Ontology annotation, cellular component: mitochondrion.
UCGCCGAAGUUUUUGAGAGCCGCGAGAGAGAUUAAACAUGGCGGCCAACGGCGUGAGAAGGGCUCUUCAGUUAUCGUCAUCUUCCGGGAAAAUACUCUUCGGUCGUUCAUCAGCGGCAUCUUCCGCUUCAAAGGUCGGGAAAUCCGCGGGAAUAUCUUUCGCGAAUGAAUCAUCUGCUUCGUCUCGCUCCUCACUUCGCAGACUCAUAAUCUCCAGGAUCCCUGUGGAGAUGAGUGUAGGGAUAUCACUUAUACCUUUACAUAGUGUCACUGCUUCAGCUUUGCUCACUUCAUUGCUAUCUCUUAGCAAUCAAAGCUGGGGUUGCUUAUCAGAAGGAUUUGCAACGACACUAUAACAUGGCCUGCAAGUUUUAUUUCCUGGUUGGCAGUCCCGGCUCUGACCCAUGGCUAAGGGAGCGACCGCCCUGGGUCCAACACCCUUUUUUUAAUUUAUGUUUCAAAACUUGAUAAAAAAGGCACAUGAUCUAUUUUUUUUUUUUUAAAGCAAACCCUUAGAUCUGUUUAUCUGUUUAUCUAAACUUAUUUUGCAUUCUAAAAAUCACAGAUUUACAAUA